Ziziphus jujuba (common jujube) is the source of this 2112-nucleotide messenger RNA. RefSeq names its product GDP-L-galactose phosphorylase 1. Gene Ontology annotation, molecular function: GDP-D-glucose phosphorylase activity. The record is from RefSeq and is a predicted model, not a curated record. Lineage: Eukaryota; Viridiplantae; Streptophyta; Magnoliopsida; Rosales; Rhamnaceae. The coding region runs from base 481 to 1776 and encodes 431 amino acids. Gene Ontology annotation, cellular component: cytoplasm. Gene Ontology annotation, biological process: glucose metabolic process. The transcript is spliced from 5 exons.
AUACAUAUAAAUAUAAACUAGGAGACCAUUCGUCCACCGCCUCACCGAGCAUAAUAGCAAAAAACAAUACGAGCGAAGCAGAGGAAGAAGCGGAAACGCCAUUGAAAUAGUGGUGCGGUGCUCAGCUCCAAAAUAUCCCAGACACCUACCAUAUCUCUUUUACAGCUUCAAAACCAUAACCCAAAAAACUUGAAUAGGCUGGGAAGAAAAAAAAAAAAAAGACCCUUUUUUUUUUUUUAAUAGAAAUUUGGAAAACCGGAAGAAACUUGCUCUUCCCUUCCAUUGGUGGCUACCUUUCCGAACCCCACCCUCUUCUUUUCCGGCGACGGCGGCGGCGGUGGAGGUGGCCUCAAAGUUAUAUCUUUUUUUAUUCCUCCACUCCACUUUGAUUGUAUUUUCAGGCACAUUUUUUUUUUUUCUUUUUUUCUUUUCUGGGUCUGUUUGAUAGCUGAGAAAGAGAAGGAAAUUGUAGUUGUCAACAUGUUGACAAUCAAGAGGGUAGCUACAGUUGUUUCAAACUAUCAGGAGGAAGGUUCAGGAACGGGUUUAGAUCAAAGGGCAUUGGGAUGUGGCCGCAAUUGUCUUGCAAAAUGCUGCUUACCUGCAUCCAAGCUUCCUCUGUAUACAUUCAACAAAGAUGGAGAGGUGACUAGCGAACAUAAAGUUGUGACACAGGAACAUUCUCACAUCUCUUUCCUGCACAAUUUGUUGCUUGGACAGUGGGAGGAUCGAAUGAACCGAGGCCUUUUUCGUUAUGACGUAACCACUUGCGAGACAAAGAUUAUUCCUGGACAUUAUGGAUUUAUUGCUCAGCUAAAUGAAGGACGCCACUUGAAGAAAAGGCCCACCGAAUUCAGGAUUGACCAGGUUCUUCAACCAUUUAAUGAGGAAAAAUUCAAUUUCACCAAAGUUGGCCAAGAAGAAGUGCUUUUCAGGUUUGAAUCUAGUGACAACAAUAGCCAUUUCUGGCCGAGUGCACCUGUUGAUAUGGUUUCAAACUCGCCUAGUGUUGUUGCCAUUAAUGUGAGUCCUAUUGAGUAUGGACACGUACUCUUGAUUCCCCGCGUUUUGGACUGCUUGUCCCAGAAAAUUGACCGUGAGAGUUUCUUGCUUGCUAUGCAUAUGGCUAAAGAAGCAGGUGAUCCAUUCUUCAGGUUGGGAUAUAACAGCUUGGGUGCUUUUGCCACUAUCAAUCACCUACAUUUUCAGGCAUAUUACUUAGCAGUUCCCUAUCCUGUCGAGAAAGCUCCAACUCAGAGAAUAAUUGCUGCGAAAGGUCUGGAAAAGAAAGGAGUUAUUGUUUCACAGCUCUUGAAUUAUCCAGUUAGGGGCCUUCUUUUCGAGGGUGGGAACACAAUGAGGGAUUUAUCUGAUGCUGUUGCUAGCUCUUGCAUUUGCUUGCAGAACAGCAACAUCCCUUUCAAUGUUCUCAUCUCUGAUUGUGGGAAAAGAAUCUUUUUGUUCCCUCAGUCAUUUGCAGAGAAACAAGCACUAGGAGAAGUAAGCAAUGAUAUCCUGGAAACUCAAGUGAACCCGGCUGUGUGGGAAAUCAGCGGCCACAUAGUUCUGAAGCGAAGGAAGGAUUUCAAUGAUGCAUCAGAGACAUAUGCGUGGAGACUUCUCGCCGAAGUUUCCUUAUCAGAAGAGAGAUUCGAAGUGGUGAAGUCAUAUAUAAUGGAGGCGGCUGAGGAAAAGGAAGAAGAAGCUCAUUAUAACCCAGUUUCUCCUAAAGCUCCCUCACAUUUAUCUCAAGAUUGUAUGGUUCUUCAGUGCUGAAGGAAUGCCAGAAACUUAGUUCUAACAUAAUAUCUGCUGUAGAUUGAAACUGCUGGAUCUUCAAUAUACUGAUAUUCUGCUUUGAUGGAAACUUACAGAUCCUUUAUAUUUGUGAUUAGAUUGUUAUAGUUUUGUUAGUUAGAUCUGUGGCUGUUGUAUAUAAUACUUGGAAUAACCAAAUAUUUCACGCUGAGUAUAGUAUUAUUUAUAUAUGUAUACUAGUUGGAUAAACCUAUAAAAAUGUGUAAGGAUCAUCCAACUUUUGCCGAUAUAAAAACGAAAACUAUUAUGUUCAAUUUUUCUCUUUUGCUAAGAUUUUAAAGCAUGUAUCUGUUA